AUGAAGAAAAGACCUGUAUCGGCUCCUUCAAUGAUCAGAUUACACAGCAACUCUUUUGGCAGUUCUCAGCCGCAGAAUCCCUUUUCCAUUUUAACAGUUGUUGCGACAGUCCAUCCUCAAAGGCGCGAAAGACAUCGUAAAAGUUUGCCAAUAUUUCAUCCUUCAUCGUUAACGAAAAGGUGGGAAGCUAAACGUAAUCAUUUUAAUCUGUCUAAUCCUGCUGGAGAUUUGAUAAAGAAACGAUACCAGUUCAAUAACAGAAAAUUGAGUAACCAUCUGCCUUAUCUCCUACCCAGAUCUCCCACGGCCAGAGUACGACAGAGUGAGAUCUGGGUACAAGAUUACCAUCUGGAAAGAUCCACCGCAAACGGAAAGGGCGCAUGCUCGCAUGGAAUUUCGUUGCGAUCUCGUAAAGGUUUCUUGAAAAGAAGUAUGUCGGCCCCAGCGUUACGUGAGAUCAGCAGUUUCCGCAAUGACACACUGCAGAGGGAGGCUCCUGCAGCCUGCGACGAAAGCUUGGACUCCCGUCACCUUUAA
This is a messenger RNA of Porites lobata, 537 nucleotides long. The record is from the annotation of a GenBank genome assembly. Lineage: Eukaryota; Metazoa; Cnidaria; Anthozoa; Scleractinia; Poritidae.